CAAGCAUGCUGAUUUUCCUAUUUUAUGUUACUUGACAAUGUUCUUUUAUAGAUGAGGAAUUUUAAUGCAGACCCUGAAGUUUUUAUAUUUCUGGUGAGCACAAGGGCUGGAGGUCUCGGCAUUAAUCUGACUGCAGCAGAUACAGUCAUCAUUUAUGACAGUGACUGGAACCCUCAGUCUGACCUUCAAGCACAAGACCGAUGUCACAGAAUUGGCCAGACAAAGCCGGUGGUUGUAUAUCGUUUUGUAACCGCAAAUACAAUUGACCAGAAGAUUGUGGAGAGGGCUGCUGCCAAAAGGAAAUUAGAGAAACUCAUUAUCCACAAAAAUCAGUUCAAAGGCGGUAAAUUUGGAAUAAACCAGUCAAAGAGCUGCUUAGAUCCCAAAGAGUUAAUAGAAUUGAUGCAAUCCAGGGAUUAUGACAGAGAGAUUAAAGGUUCAAGAGAAAAAGUAAUAACUGACAAAGAUUUAGAGCUACUGCUGGACAGAAGUGACCUUAUCGAUCAGAUGAAAACCUCUGAGAAACUGAAAGAAGAAAUGGGCAAGUUUGUGAUGCCAGAGAACACCGAUGAUCUUGGCAUGUAAAUUAUACUUCAGAAUUUGAACAGUUAAAUAAUAUUUCUAUCCCUUUGUAAUCUGAACCUGGAUACUCUUUAAAACAGUUACCUUAUUGUUGGUAUCUGUUUCAAAAAGCAUUAUUGUCAAAAACUCUGAAGAGGUAAGUUGCUAAGUUUUUGUAUAUGGAAAGUAAAUUUUGGAGCUGCUUGUUGAUACCGGAGAAAUUUUUAGAUUCUAUUUUUGUCUUAAGUAGCUGAUAACUGAGUAAUCUGUACACUUUACUGCAGAAUUUUUGCUGAAGAAAUUUGACUUCUAGUGUUUACCCUUCGCUUUUAGUAUGUUUUAUGAACAGAAGACGUUCAGAGGAUUUGUUUACAACCCUUGAUUACUUCAGUUUGUGUUGUCAUUACAAAUAAAUGCUGUUUUACUUGAAAUGUUUUGUUUAAUUCCUGCUCCUGGCAAGUAUUAUUUACCUAUUGUAUAAGAGUUGCAAUACAU
Thamnophis sirtalis is the source of this 1056-nucleotide messenger RNA. NCBI's taxonomy places the organism in Eukaryota, Metazoa, Chordata, Lepidosauria, Squamata, Natricidae. The record is from RefSeq and is a predicted model, not a curated record.